This is a messenger RNA of Trichomonas vaginalis G3, 810 nucleotides long. RefSeq names its product keratin-associated protein family. The annotation marks the transcript as partial. The transcript has a single exon. The record is from RefSeq and is a predicted model, not a curated record. NCBI's taxonomy places the organism in Eukaryota, Parabasalia, Trichomonadida, Trichomonadidae.
AUGGCUGCGUUGAUGAUGGUUAGAGAUAUAAAACACGUAACGACGGGAACGAAGAACAUGAACAACAGGAUACUGGUCGGGUUAUUCGAGACAUUAAAAACGUGUAUCGAAGUUAUUGAUUUAUUUAGAGGUGUUAAUGAUUCAAUUUCAAAUCAUUCUAUAACCCUCGAUGAAGAGAAUAAAUUAACAGAUUAUAUAUUCGUCAUUAUUGCAGAAUUAAUGAAGAGAAUAAAUGAAAAAGGAAUUGGUGAUAUCAUUAAUGUCAGCGAUGUAAUGAUGAAAAGAAAUUUUGACUCAUUAUUUACAAAACCGAAAACAGAAUAUAGUCUUUAUGACGUAAUUACCGAAUUAAUGAAAAAGAUUAAUGAUAAUAAGAGUUCUGGCGGAAGAGUUGAAUUAGAAGUGAAUGAUGUUAAUGAGAAAUUAGCCGAAAAAGCAAACAAAAAUGAGCUUUUAGCUCUGAGUGAUAAAGUCAAGAACCACGUUCAUUAUAUAACUUCAGACGAACAGAUUAUAACGGACUACCAUGGAUAUUUAACACGAAGUGAUGAAGCGAAGACAAAAAAUGUUAAUGAAAGAAGAUAUAAAUACAUUCGUGCUAAAGGUUAUGACAUAAGCUGUACUGUACAGUAUGAUGUAGCUAAAGCACCAGAAGCAUUUGGUUAUACCGGUGAAAUUUAUGCCUCUACUUUCAAUGUUAACGGUGUAUUAGUUGAACCAAGAUUUACUUUGAGAGUUAAGGCAAAAAUAACGUUUGAAGAUGCUAUUAAAAGUAAAGCUGACAAAGUUGAACUCGAAGCAAUGAACAAA